GACUCUUUCCCAGGCUGUAGUGUUGAUGUUUUCAAGCGUUUGUUACUUCUGCAGGUAGGGGAGCGACGGCGGAAGAAUGGUGUGCGAAAAAUGUGAAAAGAAACUUGGUACUGUUAUCACUCCAGAUACAUGGAAGGAUGGAGCUAGGAAUACCACAGAAAGUGGUGGAAGAAAGCUGAAUGAAAAUAAAGCCUUGACUUCGAAAAAAGCAAGAUUUGAUCCAUAUGGAAAGAAUAAGUUCUCCACUUGCAGAAUUUGUAAAAGUUCUGUACACCAACCAGGUUCUCAUUAUUGCCAGGGCUGUGCCUACAAAAAGGGUAUCUGCUCCAUGUGUGGAAAAAAGGUUUUAGAUACUAAAAACUACAAGCAAACAUCUGUCUAGACAUAUUGAUGAAGUUUCUGGCUUUCUAUGUGAUUUUACUUUUCUGCUUUGAAUUUUCAAGGCAUAAUAUAGAUAUUCAACUUACAAAAUAACAUGUUUUUAGACAAAUAAUUAAGUUUAAACCAGAAUGAUUGGUAUUCAUUCUUUUGCUCUCAAGAAGUUCUGAACAGCAGCAAUGUAACUAGUCUUCUGCCUUAAGUGGUUAUUUUCUUUACAAGCAUUUUAUUGAACUAGAAUAAGUGGCAAAUUUAAUGAAAAA
This is a messenger RNA of Otolemur garnettii (small-eared galago), 641 nucleotides long. It is a transcript of the gene CRIPT, whose product is annotated as CXXC repeat containing interactor of PDZ3 domain. The transcript is spliced from 5 exons. Gene Ontology annotation, biological process: cytoplasmic microtubule organization. The coding region runs from base 77 to 382 and encodes 101 amino acids. The record is from RefSeq and is a predicted model, not a curated record. Gene Ontology annotation, molecular function: PDZ domain binding; microtubule binding. Gene Ontology annotation, cellular component: dendrite. Lineage: Eukaryota; Metazoa; Chordata; Mammalia; Primates; Galagidae.